AUGAACAAAACCACGAUUCUCCACUUUUUCAUUGAGGAUUGGGACAUCAACUGCAGCCUCUGGGACGCCCUGCAGGAGAGCUUUGACGGUCCAUCAUGUCGGGCCACCAUGGACCAGAUUGGGACCUGCUGGCCACGGAGCAGCGGCGGGGAUCUGGUGGAGCGACCUUGCCCCGAAUACGUCAACGGAGUCAAAUACAACACCACUCGAAAUGCAUAUCGAGAAUGCAUGGAAAACGGGACAUGGGCUUUCAAAGUUAAUUACACGCAAUGUGAACCGAUUCUUGACGAAGAGACCAAGCCUGCUCUUCAUUACAAGGUUGCCAUGAUUAUCAACUACCUGGGGCACUGCAUUUCUAUUGGAGCGCUUAUCGUGGCCUUCUUAUUGUUCCUCUGCUUGCGGAGUAUCCGAUGCCUCCGCAACAUUAUCCACUGGAACCUGAUCACAACGUUCAUCCUGAGGAACAUGAUGUGGUUUGUGCUACAAACAAUUGACCACAAUAUCCACGAGAGCAAUGAGCUUUGGUGUCGGUGCAUCACAACCAUCUUCAACUACUUCGUGGUGACCAAUUUCUUCUGGAUGUUUGUGGAAGGUUGCUACCUCCACACGGCCAUCGUGAUGACGUACUCGACAGACAAGCUGAGGAAAUGGAUUUUUCUCUUCAUUGGGUGGUGUAUUCCUUGCCCCAUUAUCAUUGCCUGGGCUGUUUGCAAGCUUUAUUAUGAAAACGAGCAGUGCUGGUUUGGAAAAGAACCGGGGAAAUAUAUAGAUUACAUCUAUCAAGGACCAGUGAUUCUUGUCCUGCUGAUAAAUUUUGUGUUCCUGUUUAACAUAGUUAGGAUUCUAAUGACAAAACUGAGAGCUUCAACCACAUCGGAAACCAUACAAUACAGGAAGGCAGUCAAAGCCACGUUAGUCCUCCUGCCACUUCUGGGAAUUACCUACAUGCUAUUUUUUGUCAAUCCGGGAGAAGAUGACAUAUCCCAGAUCUUUUUCAUCUACUUCAAUUCCUUCUUGCAGUCUUUUCAGGGUUUUUUUGUGUCUGUGUUUUACUGCUUCUUAAACAGCGAGGUGCGCUCUGCAGCUCGAAAAAGGUGGCACCGUUGGCAAGACCAUCACUCCCUCCGGGUACGCGUGGCCCGUGCCAUGUCCAUGCCCACCUCUCCAACAAGGAUUAGCUUUCACAGUAUAAAGCAAACUGCGGCUGUGUGA
Molecule: messenger RNA, 1212 nt
Organism: Pseudonaja textilis
Lineage: Eukaryota; Metazoa; Chordata; Lepidosauria; Squamata; Elapidae
Gene: CRHR2
Product: corticotropin releasing hormone receptor 2
Biological process (GO): cell surface receptor signaling pathway; adenylate cyclase-modulating G protein-coupled receptor signaling pathway; long-term synaptic potentiation
Cellular component (GO): plasma membrane; dendrite; axon terminus
Molecular function (GO): corticotropin-releasing hormone receptor activity; G protein-coupled peptide receptor activity; peptide hormone binding
Source: RefSeq, a predicted model, not a curated record